AUGCUCGCUAUUGCUGUGUAUAUCGGCCGCCAGGCUAAAUCUUCGCCAUUGCUGUGUAUAUCGGCCAGGCUCAAUGUUCGCCAUUGCUGUAUAUAUCGGCCAGGCUCAAUGUUCGCCAUUGCUGUGUAUAUCGACCAGGCUCAAUGUUCACCAUUGCUAUUUUAUCGGCCAGGCUCAAUGUUCGCCAUUGCUGUGUAUAUCGGCCAGCCACUACAAUUGGAUCCCAGCCACUACAUUUGGAUCCCAGCCACUACAAUUGGAUACCAGCCACUACAAUUGGACCCAGAUGACGCGGGCGCAUUCCACUUCAACUAUUCCGGUGGCAUUCAUGGAGACUGGACCGUCAAGCAUUCACAAAAGAACCAGUUGAAGAGGCGCGCGCAUAUGGCACGUGCCAGAAACGACAUUUUGUCUUUGGGAAUGAAGAAGGGACACUUUGAUCAAGUAUUGUGGAUUGAUAGUGAUGUGAAAUACUUUCCUUCAGAUCUGAUACAUCAGUUGCUUUAUGCACGUGCUGACGUUGUUGUGCCUUCAUGUUUAUAUAAGGACGGGCGCUUCAAAAAAGUGUAUGACCGAAACACGACGUCUACCAAAUACCAGAGCACAUUACCCGAAGAUAUGCUCAUUGUUGAAGGUUAUAGAAAAACUUCCCGGUUAUUUUUACCUGACCUUAAAGCGGAAGGAAAAGUUGUCCCACUAGACGGUGUUGGCGGAUCCUGCGUUCUCAUGGUAAAAGCAGAAUGCCAUCGAAAAGGAUUGAUUUUUCCGGAAAAGAUGUACAACCAUCAUAUUGAGACAGAAGGACUGUCAAAAAUGGCUACCAACAUUGGAUUCAGUGUGCGAGGGCUGCCUUGUGGAAGUUUUUCACAAUUAGGAAAGGCCUGUAAAUCAGCAAGGACAAGCAUGUGUUUAAUAACUAGAAUAACCAUGUAG
Dreissena polymorpha is the source of this 933-nucleotide messenger RNA. RefSeq lists its product as uncharacterized. Gene Ontology annotation, biological process: protein N-linked glycosylation; cell wall mannoprotein biosynthetic process. Gene Ontology annotation, cellular component: mannan polymerase complex. The record is from RefSeq and is a predicted model, not a curated record. Gene Ontology annotation, molecular function: alpha-1,6-mannosyltransferase activity. Lineage: Eukaryota; Metazoa; Mollusca; Bivalvia; Myida; Dreissenidae.